Molecule: messenger RNA, 972 nt
Organism: Exophiala spinifera
Lineage: Eukaryota; Fungi; Ascomycota; Eurotiomycetes; Chaetothyriales; Herpotrichiellaceae
Exons: 2
Coding region: 1-972 (323 amino acids)
Source: RefSeq, a predicted model, not a curated record
AUGGCGACUACCACUGUGACCGAGACAGUCGAGAGACAUUUCAUUCCUAUCAAAGUUGAUGAGCUACCUCCAGUCCAAACUUUUACAGUCGACUCCGACCCCGAAGAUGUGAUCAAAGCCUUGAAGAUCAGCGGUGGUUGUAAAGUCAAAGGGGCAGUGAGCAAGGAAAUCCUAGCACAAAUCGAAAAGGAUCUUCGUCCUCACAUAGAAGCCGACGUUGUUUGGGAAGGGGACUUCUUCCCCAUCCAGACUCGGCGUGUUGAAGGAAUGAUUGGCAAGAGUCCCAUCUGUGCCGAGCACGUCAUCAAUCAUCCCUUGUACCAGGCUGUCUGCAAGGAAUUCUUGACGAAAAAGAACUGGUACUGGAGUGGUGACAAGAAGAUUUUCGCCACGUCAGAUCCGCAGCUGAACAACUCAAUAUGCUUCUCCAUAGGACCUGGAGCGUGGAACCAGCCACUACACCGGGACAGCUGGUGCCAUCAAACUAACGAAACCGAAGUGGCAGUGUAUCCCGACAACUAUGACCGUGAAGUUGGUAUUGGUUGGUUUGUCGCGGGGAAGCCGGCGACAAAGGAGAAUGGUGCCACAAGGUUCAUCCCGGGAAGCCAUCUCUGGUCCAAAGAUCGACCACCGCAGGAGGAGCUUGCAGUGCACGCAGAGCUGGAGCCAGGUGAUGCUUUCAUGAUGCUCAGCUCAUGCUAUCAUGGUGGCUCAGCCAAUAAGACCAAGGAUCAGGAGCGACUGCUGUUUAGCUGCUUCAUGACAAAGGGCUUUUUGCGACAGGAAGAGAACCAGUAUCUGGCGAUACCACGAGACGUGGUGCUGAAAAUGCCGGUUCACAUACAGCAAUUGAUGGGGUACAAGUUGAGCCAACCAUUCUGUGGCUGGGUUGAAAGUGACGAUCCGCGAGUCGUGCUUGACCCUUCCUUGAAAGACGACCCAUCUGGACACUAUGACGAAGAUAAACACUGA